CGCGAGCUGUUGCUAGGAGGCGCUGUUGCUAGGAGGCGCUGUUGGAGCCCGGAAGAGUCACAAAUGAUGAUGAUUUGGCAGCCAAAUACAUCCAUGUGGACUCCCGAGGUUGAAAUGAGCGUCGGGUUCGUGUCACAGCGGCCGCUUCACUGACUGUCGGCAGCAUUUGUCGGACUGUCUCUCUAUUCUGAAGGUUUCCUGCAGCGAUCCACGCCCCGCGCGGCCCGAGCCUGCGCGUCCUCUGACCGGUGGACACCCGCCUGACGCCACGCUCUCUGUCCGGUCCAACAGCUGGGCGACGAGGCCACAUGGUGUGCGUUUCCCACUCGUGGGUAUGCAGUGGGUGUAUGGGCGUCCAGAGAUGGAAAGCUACGAGGAGUUCUGCCUGCGGAGUUUGGCCGCGCUGCAGAACAAGAGGAAAUACAAGAAGGGGACAUGUGAGCCACCGUGUUCCCUUAAGGCUGGCUCGCUCAUCCGCGUCCACGGGCGAGCCGUGCUUUCCCCUCUGCUGAGCACUGAGCAGCGCGCAGAGAUGUGUGACUACAGGCGGAGGGCGGUCCAGCUGGAGUCGGACAGGAAGAACAAGCAGCGAAGCAAGAUUCUGGCCCAGGCUCUGUACAUACUGGAUCAAGCUCAGGCCAGUUUUGUAGAAUCAGCGCAUACAGAAAGUGAAGAGACAGACCAGCUGCUGGUUCCUAAAGCUGCAGCAGUCACAGGCUACACCCUGGUUACGGACUCACCUGAACUUACCAGAGGCUCCGGGUUUGAGCUUCAGACAAAUGACCGACCGGCCUCUCCGCUCACCGACACCACUAAGGAGGUGAAGCUGGAGCAGGAGGAGGAGGAGGAGGAGGAGGAGGAGGAGGAGGAGGACAUUAGCUUGGACAGCCUGCUCAAGAGAUCACGAGAGUAUGUGAAGAGAGAGCAGAGUCAGCAGCGCUCAAACGUUGGGACCCCCCCGCCUGACGCCGCCUCCGACAAGGAGAACAGUCCCACAGCUGACGCCGGAGUGGAGUUUGGCUUCAGCCUGCACCAUAGUCCUGUUGGCCCAGCUCAGCCCCUGCACGAGCCCAGUCCCCGAGCGUCCGGCUGCCUCUCGCCCGCUCCGCCUGAGCGUUACGCUCGUCUCCCCAGUCCACAGUCCAGCAUCAGCCCCCGAGCACAGAAACGCAGGCCACGCCCAGUUUCUACAGGCAACAUCCACAUUUCAUUCCCCAUCGGCGCAGCAGACCCGAUCCCCCGGAGCCCGGGGAGGUCCGGGGAAGGUGCUGCCGCGUCAGACCGGGGAGCCACACAUUCCCCCGGCCAGCGGUGCUCCGUGGGGGGUCCAUCCAGUCACUGUGGUACCACUCCAGAGCAUGAAGCCUAUGGACCCGUCAGUGCCUCGGUCCUGGGCUCAGUGGGACCCCGUGACCAUCUGGCCGCAGGGUUCCGCCGGCGCUGCCACACCCUGGACGACCAGCUGCACAGCUUCAAGCCUGGAGCCGAGCACAUCGACCGCAGCCAGGAAAGGAUCCCUCGCUUCAUGGCGGGGGUCACGUGGGCGGCGCCCGCUCGACGGACUCCGGCCGCCGCCUUGAACCAGUCCUACGAGGUGGAGAAUCCCUUAGCGUCUCUGACGAGGCCCCGCGUGUCUCCUGACUCGACGCAGGUCCCAGUCAUGAUGAGGCCCGAUGAUCUUCAAGGACUGAAGAAUGGGAGGAUCUCAGUAAAAGCUACUGAUGCACAGACGGGCAAGACAGAGGAGACCCAGAGGAGAGCACAGGCUCCGGAGGACAUGCAAAGGCGUCUGGAGGAGGAGCACGCGUUGCAGAUGUCUCUGCUGCUCGCUGAGCAGGAGAAGGAGCAACAGCGCCUCCGCCUGGAGCUUGAGGAGACAGAGAGAAGACUGAAAGGGAAGAGAUGCGCACGGCCCUUAAGUGCAGACGCCUGUGACUGGAAUCAUACGUUCGUGACUGACAGCUGUCCGCUCAUGAGCCCUUCCUGCCCGAGGCUAAGCCCCGCCCACACGCCAUCACCUGGACACAGUAUAGGGUUCAGCAGUCCUGUCUCCCCCAGCGGGUCCUCACCCUCUGUCCAGCCUCCCGUCUAUCUGUGGGGACCCUCUAGAGCAGCUGGCAAACCUCGAGCAAGGCUGAGUCAGGUUCUAACAGCAGAACAGCACAGGGCGCUGUCCCGAAUCGGAGCCCUCGUCCGCGGCUUCCUCACUCGCAGACUUCUCAAAACAGACAAGGUCAAACAGCUGCGGCAGACUGUUGGGGACACGCAGGAAUUCAUCCGCUCGUUCCAGAUUGAAGCAUCGCAGAAGAAAUGCAGCUACUCAGCACAAGAUCAGUCUUUGCAGGAGAGAGUUGGAGCCCAGCUUCGCGCAGCCCUUUACGACGUCCAUGACAUCUUCUUUGAAAUGCCUCUGAGGGACCGACUGUCUUUACUGCAGCAGGACCGGGAGCUCCGUGCAGAAAGGAAGUUACGAGACAUGGAGAAAACCAAGUGCCCCAAGGAGAGAGCGGUUCUGUCUGCGGCUACACAGAGAUCUCUGGACAGGAAAAAGAAGGUCAGUGAAUCUCCAGCUCAGGCUAGGAAGAUGCAGCAGAAGCCAAAGAGCCCCACCACCAACAGAGUCCUGAAGCCCAGUCAAGGCCAAAAUUCUCCAGUUCAAGCACAGCUGAACCGGCAAGGGAGCUGGUACAGAAAGACGCCAGAGGAGAGAGUGAAGCGCUCUGACAACCUGAAGAAGCAGCAUUCUCUCGGUUAACACGUCUCUACAUCCCCUGAUCUGUGGAACCUUUGGUCUGUUAAUACAAAGUUUGCUUCAGUUAAACUCCAAUAAUCGCUGCUAAGAGUGUGAUUGUCCUUCAUCAAGUGAUUGUAUAAACUACCACAUUGCCAGUAUGUGAAUGGCUGUAGAUUUUUGCAAUAUCAUAACAGAUUAGUAGAUGAAAGACAUUACAUUGUUUGUAAAAGGAAGACAGAAACAGAUCAGAGCUGAAGUUCAAACUAUUUCCGUGCCUAAAAACAAAGUGGCUGUAACAUUUUAACCUGUUCAUAAACACCCAGUGCUUUAAUUUUAUAUUUUGUUCAAGGGCUUUUAGUUCAUGUUUUAUUUAUUUAAUGGUGCUACGUUUACAGUUCUUCAGUUUAGAAACUUGAGUGUCUUACUAAAAAUAUUGUGGAAUGAAAUAGUCUAUUGUAUUUGUUUACACACUGAUACUUUUUUGUAGCCUCAUAUAGAGGUGCACAGCAUAAACAUAUUAUUUAAACAUAUUAAACAUGAAUUGGUACAAUUGGUAAAUUUAAACAUUGUCAGUGGAAUUGAUGUUUUUAUUUAAAAUGUCAAAAUGGUUUCUAUGACUACAAUAAAUUCUAAUAUUACUUGGAUGAUCCUGA
Betta splendens (Siamese fighting fish) is the source of this 3387-nucleotide messenger RNA. RefSeq names its product centriolar coiled-coil protein of 110 kDa-like. NCBI's taxonomy places the organism in Eukaryota, Metazoa, Chordata, Actinopteri, Anabantiformes, Osphronemidae. The record is from RefSeq and is a predicted model, not a curated record. Gene Ontology annotation, molecular function: protein binding. The transcript is spliced from 14 exons. Gene Ontology annotation, biological process: regulation of cytokinesis; centriole replication; centrosome duplication. Bases 335 to 2755 code for a protein of 806 amino acids. Gene Ontology annotation, cellular component: centriole.